Molecule: messenger RNA, 1173 nt
Organism: Corylus avellana
Lineage: Eukaryota; Viridiplantae; Streptophyta; Magnoliopsida; Fagales; Betulaceae
Product: protein neprosin-like
Source: RefSeq, a predicted model, not a curated record
AUGGCUUUUAGGAUGGACAUAAUAGUUUUCUUCCUUUGCUUUAUCUAUGUUAGCAACAAUUUAACUAAAGCGGACUGGGGAUUAUCUACAAAGGAAGAGUUGGAAUUCAAGAAGCAAUUUCUAAAUCUUGAGAAGUUUGCAAUUAAAAGCAUUCAAAUAGGAGAUGGAGACAUAUAUGAUUGUAUUGAUUUCUACAAACAACCUGGCUUUAAUCAUCCAUUUUGGAAGAAUACUACAUUUGAGAUGAAACGUAAGUUGUUUGUAGAAGGAAGGGGAACCAAUGCGAAUUCACCAUUAAAUACUAGGUUUAAAGGCGUAGGUUGUCCUUAUGGAACAGUUCCGAUUAGAAGAGUCAAUAAAGAUGACUUGGGAAGAGCCAAAAUGCAUCCGACGAAUAUUGAUGAAGAACCUGGACAUCAUUAUGCAAUACUUCGAACAAAAGCUGAUCCCAAUAGAAAGCUUGUCGGAAUUGAAUCAUACUUUCGCUUAUUUAACCCAAGAGGAAUCAUUGGAUCCCAGUAUAGUGCAUUCCGGAUGACAUUAUCAAACGGUCUUGACAGCAUAAAAACAGGUUUCACGGUAAAUCCUUUAUUGUUCAAAGACAACAAGACCCGGCUAUUUACUCACGUAACGAUCGAUGGAAGAAUACAAUGUUAUAAUCAAGAUUGUCCCGGAUAUGUACAAAUCAAUUCUGACAUACCUCUAGGAUGGACCUCCCCUGAAGCCAAUCCAGAAAUAUAUGCAAUAAAAUUGCGAAUCAAUAAGGGAAUAUGUGACGGACCAAAUUCAACAAAAUGCCUAUGGACAUUGUACUUUGAUGAUGAGAAUUCUGUAGUUGGUUUUUGGCCCCCAACACUAUUUGGCCAAUUAAGUGAGUUUGCAAAUCAAGCUGAUUGGGGAGGAGAAGUUUAUAGUCCAUUGGACCAACCUAGUCCUCCAAUGGGCACUGGCAAACUUCCGCAUCAACGGGGUUGGCACACAAUAGAUUUAGCUCAUAGUCGGCGUAUUGCAUGUACAUAUGAGAAUGCGAAAUUUCUUUUUUUAAAUCCAAUCGAUACAGAGUUGUAUAAAUCUGAUGAAGAUGCAUAUAAUAUUAUAGAUGCUGGAUAUCGUGGUGAAUAUUGGGGACGUGAGAUUUUAUAUGAUGGUCCUGGUGGAAUCAAAGGAGCUUGA